AUGUUCGACGGGUUUCCAUCGUAUGAACACGAUGCACGGUAUCGGUCCGGAUUAACGCAACCCUUCAAUGCAGGAACGGGUGACGGUGGGAAGAGCUACAUCAUCAUCCGUGCAGGAACGGACGAUGGUGGGAACCUCUUUGCGUUGCUAAUUUUGUUACAAGAAAGAAAGCUUGCUGUGGAGCGAUCCGAGGUCUUUGUGACCAGCCAUCCCGUGGAGCACAUCGUCAUCAUGAGCGUCAUCACUACGAAUAGGUCCGUCCCCCCAGGCGCUACAACGCGGGACGAACAUCCUGAGCUGGCUGCAGGCCUCGAGGCUGAGGGUCUCGCGCCUUUGUGCUACUUUCAGGCGGUGCGCAUGCAAUGCGCUCGGAUCAUCGACCGCGGUCGUCCGACCCUUGCAUCCAUCUCUCAUAUUGCCAACUCUCGUGAUUCCUCGACUCUCGACCCCAUUUCGCUACGGUCUGUCGGGCCUUGCAUGAGGCUUGCGGCGUUUCUCAAGCAAUGCCUCGGCACGUUACACUUUUUCUGGGGUGCCUACUUAUUCUUGGGUACGAGAGAAGUAGCUAUGAUACAUCGAGGUGAUCGGCUAGAGAGGUCCACACCACCCCCAUCGACGGAGAAACUCUAUGUCUAUUUCAAGACCGUGGCCGUUCGACAACGAACCCUUCCUUCUAAAGGGAAAGGGAUGGUUCCCUCGGGAUCGGUGGAGCGUUACUAUUUCCUGGACGGGCUCACGUGGAUGGACUGGGGGGUGACGGUGUCUGGGCUGUUUGCAUCAUUGCGAAGGGUUCUUGAUAAUGAGGACAAGUAA
Messenger RNA from Suillus clintonianus, 813 nucleotides. RefSeq lists its product as uncharacterized. The record is from RefSeq and is a predicted model, not a curated record. The transcript has 8 exons. Bases 1 to 813 code for a protein of 270 amino acids. Lineage: Eukaryota; Fungi; Basidiomycota; Agaricomycetes; Boletales; Suillaceae.